AUGGCAUCUAAAGUCUCUUUCAUCGACGCCGUCAAAGGCCGCCGCUCUAUCUACGCGCUGAACAAGAACGCGCCGAUUUCCGACGCCGCGAUCGAGCAGCUGGUCAAGGACACCGUGCUCAGCGUGCCGUCCUUCUUCAACACGCAGACCACGCGCGUCAUCGUGCUGCUGAAGGAAGAGCACGACAAGUUCUGGGGCGAGCUCGUGACGGGGGUGCUGAAGCCCGCUGUGCCGGCGGAUCAGUGGGAGGCGACGGCGGGAAAGCUGGGGGCGUUUGGGGCUGGGUAUGGAACCAUCCUGUUCUAUGAGGACCCCGAGCCUGUGCUUGCGCUGCAAAAGGCUUACCCCAUCUACGCCGACCACAUGCCGACGUGGUCGGAGCAUACGUCGGCGAUGCACCAGUUCGUGCUGUGGGCGGGGCUUGAGGCGGAGGGAUUUGGUGCGAAUCUGCAGCACUACCACCCGCUUAUCGAUGCGAAGGUGGCUGAGCAGUGGAAGGUGCCUGGUGACUGGAAGCUGAGGGCGCAGUUGGUGUUUGGAGGGAAAGCGGGCGAGGCGAACGAGAAGACGUUCAAGCCGAUCGAGGAGAGGGUGUUUGUUCAUGGGAAAUAG
Mytilinidion resinicola is the source of this 612-nucleotide messenger RNA. Its product is annotated as Nitroreductase. The transcript is spliced from 2 exons. Lineage: Eukaryota; Fungi; Ascomycota; Dothideomycetes; Mytilinidiales; Mytilinidiaceae. Gene Ontology annotation, biological process: cellular response to oxidative stress. Bases 1 to 612 code for a protein of 203 amino acids. The record is from RefSeq and is a predicted model, not a curated record.